CCCGGAGAGAGGAGAGGUCGUCACGUCGAGCUCAUGGGGAUAGGGCAGCCACCACUGUCGCCUCCCACGACGACAGAGCAAAGCUUGAAGAUCAUGGCUAUUAUUGUGAAGUUCUCAAGGUGAUGAGCUUACUCGAGUGCUUUCCCCUGGAGACUUUGCAUUUCCAGGAGUACUUCAAUGCACUUCAUCCAAGGACGAUGCAAGCCAUUUACCAGAAAGCAGAAGCAGAUUUUGGUGAGGAAUACCUGCCUGGAGUGGUGUGUGUUGCGAUGAUCAGGCGGGGGCGCAGCGAUGAUCUGUCUGGGCAGUGGGGCGAGGACGCUAGGGUGGCGGCGACAAGACUAGGGCGGAGGAGGUUGGGCCUGCUGCUGGUGACGGGGAUGAGCAACUGGACAACAAGGAGGAGCCUGGUGGAGGGUCCUGCUGGUGGAGGGCAAAGGAGGGAGGGGCCUGCUGCUGGCGACGGGGAUGAGCAGCUAGACGACAAGAAGGAGCAUGGUGGAGGCUUCGGCUGGUGGAGGGCGGAGGAGGAGGAGGAUGGGCUUGCUGCUGGUCUGGACGAGCAGUUGGAGGAGGAGGAGGGGCCUGCUGCUGGCCUGGAUGCGCUGCCCUGGAGGAAGACAACGAGGAAGACGACGAUCUGAUUUCAAGUUAGGGGUAGUUCUGUACUUUCGUUCAUUUUCACCUGGUCGGAGAUUUCUCCCAGCAACAAUUAUUUCGGAACGGAGGGAGUACAUCACGGGAAAUCAAUAUCAAACAGAGUCCAAA
This is a messenger RNA of Triticum dicoccoides, 768 nucleotides long. RefSeq lists its product as uncharacterized. The record is from RefSeq and is a predicted model, not a curated record. NCBI's taxonomy places the organism in Eukaryota, Viridiplantae, Streptophyta, Magnoliopsida, Poales, Poaceae. The transcript has 4 exons. Bases 123 to 644 code for a protein of 173 amino acids.